Messenger RNA from Homarus americanus (American lobster), 1993 nucleotides. RefSeq names its product glucose-6-phosphate exchanger SLC37A2-like (gene MFS16). Gene Ontology annotation, molecular function: glucose 6-phosphate:phosphate antiporter activity. Gene Ontology annotation, biological process: transmembrane transport. The record is from RefSeq and is a predicted model, not a curated record. Gene Ontology annotation, cellular component: membrane. Lineage: Eukaryota; Metazoa; Arthropoda; Malacostraca; Decapoda; Nephropidae. The coding region runs from base 116 to 1693 and encodes 525 amino acids. The transcript has 13 exons.
ACAAGCACCACCAGACAGUUGGCAAGUGUUCACCGUAGUGGGAAUACAGCAGUGCAGCUCCUCGAUCUCGAGUAAAUUUCGAAAAUUCUAACCAACUCAAACAUCACUUGUAAUCAUGGCAAGACUUCCGUUGAGUAUUCAAGCCAUUGAGUCAAGCUGCUGCGUGAACGUUCCAUCCAAUAAAAAGAAAACAUUAUAUUCAUCAUGGAUGUGGAUCCUGACCUUCUUUACCUACUGCUCGUACCAUCUUUCCCGCAAACCCAUAUCUGUCGUGAAGAAUGUCCUGAACCAGAACUGCUCAGGUUUGGUGCCGCCAUAUGAAACCAACAAUAGCCAUUGGUGUGACUGGAAGCCCUUUGACGGUGAAGACUCAGGAAUCCUGUUGGGAAUGGUAGACUCCUCUUUCCUCUUUGCCUAUGCUGGUGGCAUGUUUGUCAGUGGGCUUGUGGCAGAGAGAGUUGACCUGCGCCUCUUCCUGUCAUUUGGCAUGAUACUAUCGGGUGUGUUUUGUGGCAUGUUUGGUCUUGGCUACUCAUUUGGUAUACACAGCUUGUGGUUCUACAUCACAGCUCAGGUCUUAUGCGGACUAAUGCAAACCACAGGAUGGCCCGGUGUUGUGACUGCCCUGGGAAACUGGUUUGGAAAAGGAAAGAGAGGUUUGAUCUUUGGCAUUUGGAACUCCCAUACCUCAGUGGGUAACAUUCUCGGCACCCUGAUUGCUGCUGCAUUCGUUGGUACAAACUGGGCCCUGUCGUUCAUCAUCCCCGGCAUAAUCAUCGCAUCAGUAGGAGUUGUGGUUCUCUUCUUCAUGGUUCCUGAGCCUCAGAUGGUUGGCCUUCCUAACCCCAACACCCAGAAAGACCCUGAGGGCGUCUCUCCCCCACCAAGGAGGAGAGACAUGGCAGAUGUUUCAGUGGCACCGGAUGAUGAUGAUGAUGAGUCUACGGCCCUUUUGGACGAAGAUACACCAACAGUAUCAUACAUUGAGAAAGAUAAGAAAAUGGAGUCUGAACAAAAUGUCCCCAAUCAGAAAGAAGACAAGGCCAUCAGUUUCUUUGGAGCUUUAUCUAUCCCAGGUGUAGUGGAGUUUUCCCUGUGUCUCUUCUUUGCCAAACUGGUGUCCUACACAUUCCUGUACUGGCUACCGAACUACAUCCUAAACAGCACUCCAUAUACUGCAGAGCAGAGUGCCAACUUGUCCACCUUCUUUGACGUGGGAGGGAUAAUUGGCGGUAUCUUGGCCGGCAUCAUCAGUGAUCAUUCGGGCAUGUCAGCUACUACGUGUUCUGUCAUGCUCAUCGUUGCCGUUCCAAUGAUGUACAUAUAUCGUCACGUUCAGCAUGCUUCAUAUAUGGUUGACGUGGGACUGCUGCUUCUUGUGGGCACAAUAGUUAACGGCCCAUAUUCCCUCAUCACUACUGCUGUCUCGGCAGAUCUAGGAACACACCCAAUCCUUGCAGGCAGUGCCAAGGCACUUGCCACAGUCACUGCCAUAAUAGAUGGCACUGGAUCCAUAGGUGCAGCCCUGGGACCUCUGAUCGCUGGACGGAUAUCAGAGCUCGAUUGGAACUAUGUCUUCUACAUGCUUAUGGCAGCUGAUGUGCUUGCUCUCAUUCUCUUGACACGACUCGUCACCCGUGAGAUCCGGCAUAAGUGGCAACAACGCAGACUAAGGUAUCAUCAUCCGCUUUGAAUAAGUUCGCCAAAUUUAUAAAUUAUUUUAUUAUAAAGAUCAUCAUAAUAUUUGUACAUUACCAGUUUUUAUAUAAUGUAGUGUAGAGUAGUGAUGUAGCAAGAGUAUGAAGCAGUUAAAUAAUUCAUACAACUAAUCACAGGUGUUGCUUGUUUUAUUUGUGUAAACAUCUUUUAGAUAGCAUCUGAUCAGCAAAGUAUGAGAAUUUACCAAGUAUUUGCAGAUUUCAGUAUUCGUAUUAAUUACUCCAGAAUAGGUUUAAUUUCCCAGUCUUAUAUUAACAUUACACUAGUUGGGAAA